Molecule: messenger RNA, 6745 nt
Organism: Colius striatus (speckled mousebird)
Lineage: Eukaryota; Metazoa; Chordata; Aves; Coliiformes; Coliidae
Exons: 32
Coding region: 153-6425 (2090 amino acids)
Biological process (GO): muscle cell development; actin cytoskeleton organization
Cellular component (GO): plasma membrane; cortical actin cytoskeleton; Z disc
Molecular function (GO): actin filament binding; phospholipid binding
Source: RefSeq, a predicted model, not a curated record
GCCCGCCCCGGGGAAGGAGUCGGCGCCGCCCGGGCAGUCUGUCCCCAUCACCGGCGCUGCCGGGCGGCGGGGGGCCCUGCGCCGCCGCUUCACCCCGCCGGGCCCGGCCCGGGCCGCCCCCCGCGGCUGCCCCCGCUGCCCGGAGGGCGAGGAUGUCGGGCAGCACAGCGAGGAAGGUGCAGCCCUUCACCAUCAGCACCAAGCUCUCGCUGCCCAAGUGUGCCGCCGACUUCCCCGGGGACGCCUGCCCCGGCAUCGCCCUCGCCUCCGCCUUGGACGCUCACCGCGGCCUCCGCCGCAGCCUCAACGAGCGCAUCUCCCUCUACCUGGCCCAAGCCCGGGCCAGCCCCGCCGUCCCCCAGGGCCCGCCCCGCAGCCCCAGCCCCGGCGGCGAUGGGGGCACAGACGAGGAGCGGCCGAACCGCAGCUCCCUGGCCCGCUCCAUUAAGAAGAUCACGCUGUCCAACUGGCACGGGGAGGCCGGCGCCGGGAACGCGAGGGGACCCGUGGACCAGGACCGGUCUGGCAGCGAGAGGAACCACAACAACAACAACAGCAGGCCGGGGAAAGCUCAGUUUAAGGUGUUCCUGAGGAAGGACGUGGAUGCGGAGGAUGAGCAGCAGAAGGCCGGCAGUCCCCGGCCUGGUGCUUUCUGCUCUCUGGUGGACAGAGGCUCCCCCUUCUAUGCACUGGCAGGGACCCCUCCAUCGUCACUCCAGAAAGACAGCCCCAAGGGCAAAGAGCCCACUGAGGCACUAAGAUGUGGUGGACAAAGUGGGCCAGGAGCAGCCCCCCUUCUUGACCCCAGCCCUCUGGUAGCCCAGUUCAACCGGGAGAUGCUGCAGGCAGAGGGCUGGGUGCGAGGCAAGCUGCGGGACCUGAAGGACGGCUGUGACCUCCAGGACUGGGAGGAGGUGGCUCAGACCCUGCAGCGAGACAUGAAGGAUUUCGAGAACACGCUGAUAAAGCUGAACCAGAUGGGUGAGCAGCUGAUGUGUCGGGCGAGCCCCAGCGCUGAGGCGGUGCACAGGCAGCUGCUGGCCCUGCGGGACCAGUGGCAGCUCCUGAAGCAGACGGCUGCCAGCCAGAGCAAAGCCCUGGGCGGGCUGCGCAGCCUGCAGGACUUCAACAGGAAAGCUGAGCGACUGGAGGCAUGGAUCAGGCACAAGGAGGAGAAGCCCUCCCUGGCUGCACUCUUGCAGGAAAGCCCAGACAAGAUCCAGCUCACUCGUCGCAUCCUUGAUUUGAAGCAGGAGGAGCAGCAGUUCCAGAGUCUGCACAAGGAGCUGAACAGCCUGGCCCAGAAGCUGGAGAAACAAGGCAAAAGUGAGAGCAGGAGCAUCUCAGCCCGGCGAAAGCACCUCAACAAAAUGUGGCUGCGGCUGCAGGGGACCCUGAAGGAGCACCACGAGGCCCUGCAGCUGGCCCUGGAGGUGGCUGCCUUCCUUCAGCAAGCAGAUACCCUACUCGGGGCCAUCCGCGCCAAGCAGAGGAGCAUCUGCAGCAUUGGGAAGCCAGGGGAGAGUGAGCCAUGCCGCGACCGGGAUGUCAGGGACAUAGCCAGCCAAGUGAUGAUGCUGGAUGUGACCGUGUCCCAGCUCCUCAGCCUGCAGCCCAGCCUGGCAGCCCGGGUCUCCCCCAAGCACCGAGAUGUCAAGGAGAGCUGGGUGCAGCUGCAGCAGGCACUGAGGACAGAGAAGGCUCCAGCACUGGUGAGCAGUUCCCUGGGGAGUGAAGCUAUGGCUCUGAGCCCUGAGCCCCGAGGAUACAACAGCAGCCAUGGGGCUGUGGGGAAGGAAGCAGGAGACAAGAGGACAAGAGGCCCCAGGAGCAUGGUGCCAAAGGAUGUGCUAGAGAAGAUGGCAGAGAACAAGAGAGGGGAGGAGAGCAGCUCUGGCUCCCCAGUCGUAUGGCAGACCCCUCAAGGAGGGGACAGCAAAAGGAGGAGGAGAGAGGCAGAGGCUGAGUGUGGGACACAGCAGCCAGAGGCCCUGGUGCAGGAUGUCUGCCAGGCGGUGAACACGGAUGUGUCCCCGCACAAGGAGCACACAGGUCCUGGGGUGUCCCUGUGUUCUGUGGGGGACCCCGAGUGCCGAGAGGCAGCACGAACGCAGCAGGAGCCACUGGACACCAGCUCCAGUGCCAGGGCUGUGCUCCUGGAGGGGCCGGAACCGGGGGAGCCCUCACACAGCCCACAGGUGGAGACCAUGCUGCAGGAGCUGGGGGAGCUGUGGGAGGACCUGCAGAGGAAGCACCAGGAGAACGGUGCCGUGCUGCGGGAAAUUGAUAAGGCACUGAGGCUGGUGGGGGAGCUGGACCGGGCGGAGCGGUGGCUGCAAGCGGUGGCUGGGUCGCUGUCAGAGCCAGCUGCCAUGGGGAGCCCAGCGGAGCUGCGCCAGCGCCUGGAGGAGACGGCCCAGCUGGAGAAGCAGCUCCUGCUGUGCGGCCUCAAGCUCCAGGCGCUGCGGGAGGAGGUGGCAGACGAGCCGCCCACCAAACACGAUGGGGCAAGGAAGAUGCAGAGGAAGGUGGAGAUGGUGGAGGAGAAGUUGGCACGUGUGCAGGCAGCUCUGCGGUGCCGGGCAGCAGACCUGCGGGACUCCCUGGUGCUGUCCGAGUUCCUGCAGGACCUGCAAGAGGAGGAGGCACGGGGUCGACAGGGGCCUGCAGCGCCAGGGAGCGGGCGUUGUGGCUCGCAGGGGUCUUUUCCCCUGCUCUCAGCCCACGUUAGGCAGCUGCCAGGCAGUGAGGACAUGAGCCGGCCCUUGGGAGAGCUGCAGGAGGCCGUGGAGAUGCUGAAUGAUGCAGCAAAGGAGCGGGAGCGGGUCAUGGAGGUGGCAGCAGAGACGGAGAGCCUGGAGCGCCGGGUGGCAGAGGUGUCCCCACGCCUGGAGGCCCUUCGAUGCAGAGCUGAGACACUGGCUCGAGAUAUUGCCCAAGCAGAGAGCAGCUUUGCCGUGGUGAAGAGCGAGAAGGACCUCCAGGGACUGCAGGGCCUGCAGAGCCGGCAGCAGGAGCUGGAGCGUGCGGUGUCAGAGACCCUGCAGGGGCAGCUGGAGGAGCUGGAGAGGGCUUCCACCCACUUGCAAGAGCUGUGCCCCGCGGGGCUGUGCGCGGCAAGCCAGGAGGCGCAGGGCACACUGCGGGCCUGGGCUGGGCUGCAGGACCGGCUGCAGCAGAUCCGGGCCCACAUGCAGCAGGCUGGCCUCCUGCACCACUUCUUCAAGGAUUACUUAGCCAUGAUCUCCUGGACAGAGGACACGCGGGCUCAGAUCUUCUCUGAAAGCCCAAGCGGCCACAGCCACCCAGAGACUCCAUGUGAGGAGCUGGAGAGGAGGAUCGAAGGCAAGCUCAAGGAGUUUGAGGCACUGGCAGCGUCGGGGCAGCAGCUGGUGUCUGAGGAGCACUACCUAAGUGCAACAAUAAAGGAGCGCUUGGAGGAGCUGCAGAGCAUGCUGGGCUGGGUGCUGGUGCGCUGGCGAGCACAGAAACACCAACGGGACCCGGGAAGCAAGCAGGAGGACAGAUGGGACUCAGAGAGCCCCUCAUGUACAUCCCCCACCAACCAAGAGCAGCAUGUCCUGUGUGCUCAGCCCCAGCUGGAGAGCAUCCACAGCCCAGUGGAGUUCACGCCCUGCUCCCUCUUGGAGCCAGUGCAAAGACAGGAGCCACAGCUGCCAACGGGAGCAGCCCCUUCCCCACCAGCCCUGUCAGGAGUGGGGUGGAGCUGGGGGGAGCCCAGCAGCUCGACACCCUGCAGCGUGGAGCCCCCCAAGAAGGCUGUCAUCUGGGAUCCCGCCGAGAGCUCCACACUACUGCUGCCGCCACGGGGCCCCAGCGGACUAGGCGGCACGGUCAGCCUCAUCCUCAGCAUCGGCAAGAAGGGCGAGAGGAAGAAGGGGCAGUUGGUGUCUGUGGGCGAGCGGCUAGGGGAGGAGGUGCCGGCACCGGUGGAGACUGGGAAGACCUCUGUCAUGAAGCGCCCGCCCACUGUAGCCUGCUGUGCUCCAGCAUCCAGCAGUGGGCCACCAGCAGCCCCCCACACCCUGCCCAAGGCUGGUGCCGGUUCCCUCUUCAACAGCCUGCAGCGGCGGGAGCGGGCCCGGGCUGAGCAGGCCCAACUGCUGACACUGCAGGGCAUCAUGGGUGCCAGCUCCCUGCAGCCCGAGCUGGAGGAGCACCAUGGCCCCAGCAACACGUGGCCUAAGAAGUGUGGCUGGAGGAAGGAGGAGCCAGGGGCCGCCGCCGAAGCCCCGCUUGGGGGGGAGCUGCUGCUCUACGUCAGGAACCCGCUGGUGCGAGACAUCGAUGCCGAGAGUGGGGCGACGCUCCGGAACCCAGGCCUCCCCAACCCAAAAACCAUGUGCCCCCAACUUUCCCUGGGCUCUGUGCUCAGCCUGGAACUGCCUAGGGAUGCAGUGGUCCUGGGGUGCCAGCAAGGAGCCGUGGUGCGGCAGGAGGAGGCAGAGGGGCAGGAACGGAGGCAAGGCAGGAGGGUGAUGCCACAGGAGCCCCCAGGCACGCAGCGGGCUGGAUGGCAGAAGCGGGUAAAUGUGAAUGGGCAUGGUUCCCAGAGGCUGGGGACAUCCCUCAAGGGAGAACAAGGAACAUGGUUUGAGGAGGUGAGCUUCAACCCCAGCUACAGCCAGCACAGGGCACAUGGCACUGGGGAGGAGCGCUGGAGCCCGCUGAGCCCCGGCAGCACUAGUGAAGACCUCUUGGACUUCAGGCCGAGCCAACCAUCCCACGUCAGCGUGCUGCAUGAGCGGCUCAGCUGGGAUGGGGACGAGCUGGCUGCCCAGCUGGGCCAGGAUGGAAGCCCCCAUGGCAGGGGCAGGGCUAGGCAUUGUGAAGCUGCUCAGCUGGAGCUGGGGCCAUCCCCUGCCGGCAUCCCUGGCAGGGCAGGGGCAGGAGCCAUCCCCGGCACCACCUCAGCUCAGCAGCCAGCCGGCAGCAGCCAGCCCGGCCCACCCCCAGCUUCCCCCACUGCCCCCACACAGCGCUCUGUCCUCAAGUGGGCGCUGGAGUCCCCACAGCCCCACAGCCCCAUCCCAGGUGUUGGGGGGGUUUGCCACCCUGCCCAUGGGCAGUUUGAGGAAGAGGAGGAAGAGCUGCAAGCCAUCUGGGAUGGGGCAAGUGAGCAGCAGGCAGCCAACCCUCUGGCAAGCAGCCAUGCCUACUGCCAUCCAGGGAGCAGGACAGGCAGCCUGCCCAGCCCUGACGCCGGUGCCGGCAGGCCUCUCAUCCUCUCAUCAGCCAACAAUGUGCUAGUGGCCAAGUUCACCCUUCCCACCGCCACCCGGCUCCUCCGCAGCACGUCGAGAGAGGAGUGCCCUGGCAUGGGGCAUGGUGGCGGCAGUCCCCGUGGGCACGGGGCAUCCCCCUACGCUGGACAGCCAGUGCCCACAGCCCCCUCGAACAGUCCCAGCGCCCAGGACCAGCAGAGGCAUGGGGAAGAGGAAGCAGAAGGCAGCAAGGCCCUCCCUGUUAAAACGGAGUUUCAGAUGAUGGAGGGGACGCUGGAAAGGAAGCACGUGUUGCAGGCAGGAGGGAGGAAGGCCAACUGCCGGGCCUGGGGCCUCUUCCACACCGUGCUGAUGAGGCAGACGCUGUGCUUCUACCAGGACCGCAGGGACAGCCUCAAGAGCUCUGUGGUGGCCCUUCCCCUCAACCUCUCCGGAGCGGUCUGCACCCCAGAUGCUGAGUACACCAAGAAGACCAACUGCUUCAGGCUUCAGCUGCGAGAUGGAUCUGAGUACCUCCUGAGAGCCCCCUCCCAGCGCCUCAUGAAUGAAUGGGUCUCCAAGCUGCAGCAAAACUCAGGUUUCCCCGAAGUGGAUUACUUUCAGGCAGCAGCACAGCGUGUUGAGAGCCCCAGCGGUGCAGGGGGUUUCAGCAAGGUCCCCAGCCCUGGGAGCUCCCACCUCCAGGGACAUCAUCAGAUCGCAACAGCCAUGAGCCAGGAGAUCAUGGUGCUGCCCCACUCGAACGCCUGGCUGCAGUGGCCUCCAGGCAGCCAAGCUGGCCCAGCUGAGGGGGCUGUGGCAGCAGCAGAGGAUACUCAUGGGCCCAAGCAGAGGGAGCAGCAGUGGUCACCCAGGGGCUCCCCCGCGCUGUGGGACAACAGCUGCCAAGAAGAUGACUAUGGGUUGGUGGCAAACAAGAGGAGGUCCUACUCUUUCACCUCAGCCACCUACCAGAAGAUCUCGCCGGUGUCUGUGCCGCAGGAGGCGGGGGAGGCCGGGAGCAGCUACUCGGUCACGCUGUACAUCGGGGAGCAGGCGUCGGCCGUGCCCCGGACUCGCUGCCGCUCUUUCGUGGCCCGGCCAGGGAGCCCGCGGGACGCGCCGGCGGAGAAGGCGCCCGGCCCCUCUCGCCCCAAGAACAAAUCCGUCUUCAAGAAGUUCUUCGGGAAGAGGGAGUGAGCCUCAACCCAGGGGGACAAAAGCCCUAGCCUGCCUUUCAGUCUUCUCCCGGGUGCCCUCCCGGCACGGCCUCCGCUCCCAGCACCAGCUCACCGCUCGCUGCCUCCCCGGGGGAGAGAGGCCAUGGCAAGUGGCUUCCCUGCCACCGGGCCCGGAGCUGCACUGCGCCGUAGCCCCUGCAGCACCGGCUCCAGCCUGGCGCCCAGCACUCCUCCCGCCCGACCCCCGGGAGCUCUCCCUGGGUGCCUCCUGCCCACGCGCAGCACAAGCAGGGCUGGAGGUGGGGAUGGGGUUUUUUAAUAAAAACAAACAGACACUUA